AUGAUGGAGGAGGAAGAAUUUGAAUUUGCUGAGGAUUUGGAGGCUAUUUUGCAUCUGACCCCAGAGGUGCAGCUAGCCAUUGAACAGGUUUUCCCCAGCCAGGACCCGCUGGACAGAGCAGACUUCAAUGCUGUGGAGUACAUCAACACACUGUUCCCCACAGAGCAGUCUUUGGCUAACAUUGACGAUGUGGUAAACAAGAUCCGUCUGAAGAUCCGGCGCCUGGAUGACAAUAUCAGGAUGGUGGUCAGAGGCCAGACCAACGUGGGCCAGGAUGGCAGACAGGCUUUGGAAGAGGCCCAGAUCGCCAUCCAGCAGCUCUUUGGCAAAAUCAAAGACAUUAAGGACAAGGCGGAGAAGUCUGAACAAAUGGUCAAGGAGAUUACAAGAGACAUAAAGCAGCUGGACCAUGCCAAGCGCCACCUAACAACAUCCAUCACCACCCUCAACCACCUGCACAUGUUGGCCGGGGGUGUUGACUCUUUAGAAGCCAUGACCAGAAAAAGGCAGUACGGUGAGGUUGCUAACCUUCUGCAGGGAGUGGUCAACGUGCUGGAGCAUUUCCACAAGUACAUGGGCAUACCCCAGAUCAGACAACUCUCUGAGAGAGUAAAGGCAGCACAGAGCGAGUUGGGGACUCAGAUCCUUGCAGAUUUUGAAGAAUCCUUUCCCUCUCAAGGUUCCAAGAGACCAGGUGGUCCUAGCAAUGUGUUGAGAGAUGCCUGCCAGGUGGCCAACGUGCUGGAUCCACGCAUCAAACAGGAGAUCAUCAAAAAGUUCAUCAGACAGCACCUAUCAGAGUACCUGGUGUUAUUCCAGGAAAACCAAGAUGUUGCAUGGCUAGACAAGAUCGAUCGGCGCUAUGCCUGGAUCAAACGGCAGCUGGUGGACUAUGAGGAGAAGUAUGGACGCAUGUUUCCUGAGGAGUGGUGCAUGACGGAGCGUAUUGCUGUGGAGUUCUGCCACAUCACCAGGGUGGAGCUCGCCAAAGUCAUGCGUACACGGGCUAAGGAGAUUGAAGUGAAGCUGCUUCUGUUUGCUAUUCAGAGGACCACAAACUUCGAGGGACUUCUGGCCAAACGCUUCACAGGAUGCACCUUGACCGACACACCCGGACAGAAGAGGCCAGAGAGCCCUCUGGACCCAACUAACCCCUUCCUGGAGGAUGAGGCAGGUGAGGAUGUGGGCACAGAUAAGGACGAGGACCUGGCUAAGCCCAGGAAGCCAAAAGCUCCGGACAACCCUUUCCACGGCAUUGUCUCCAAGUGCUUUGAGCCUCAUCUAUACGUCUACAUAGAAUCCCAAGACAAGAACCUGGGUGAACUGAUUGACCGGUUUGUGGCUGACUUUCGAGCUCAAGGCCCACCCAAGGCGGGUACUGAGGAGGGCGGAGCAGUGCUGCCCAGCUGUGCUGACCUCUUUGUCUAUUACAAGAAGUGCAUGGUGCAGUGUUCCCAACUGAGCACCGGAGAACCGAUGAUCGCCCUCACAACCAUCUUCCAGAAAUUCCUGAGAGAGUACGCUUGGAAGAUCCUCUCUGGCAACCUGCCCAAAUCCACCAGUAACAGCGGAGGUCUCACCAUCACCAGUCUGCUGAAGGAGAAAGAAGGCUCAGAAACUGCAAAGUUCACCAUGGACGAGCUCUGCCUGAUCUGUAGCAUCCUUAGCACCGCAGAGUACUGCUUGGCUACCACACAACAGUUGGAAGAGAAACUGAAGGAAAAGGUGGAUAAAAUCCUAGUAGAGAGAAUAAACUUGACUGGGGAGAUGGAUACAUUCAGCACUGUGAUCUCGAACAGUAUCCAGCUACUUGUCCAAGAUCUGGAUGCAGCCUGUGACCCUGCUCUCACUGCUAUGAGCAAGAUGCCGUGGCAGAGUGUGGAGCAUGUGGGUGACCAGAGUCCUUAUGUGACAUCAAUCAUCAUGCACAUAAAGCAGAAUGUGCCAAUCAUCAGAGACAAUCUGGCCUCCACGCGAAAAUACUUUACACAAUUCUGCAUCAAGUUCACAAAUUCUUUCAUUCCCAAAUUUAUCAACCACCUGUUCAGAUGUAAGCCUAUCAGCAUGGUGGGAGCUGAACAACUCCUCCUCGACACUCACUCCUUGAAGACAGUCUUGUUGGAUCUGCCCUCCAUAGGCUCCCAGGUGCUCCGCAAGGCACCUGCCAGCUACACCAAGAUAGUGGUGAAAGGCAUGACCCGUGCAGAGAUGAUUCUUAAGGUGGUGAUGGCCCCACAUGAACCACCAGUGGUGUUUGUUGACAACUACAUCAAGCUCCUGGCUGAUGGAAAUCCUGAGACCUUCCAGAAGAUUCUGGACAUGAAGGGCCUGAAGCGCAGCGAACAGAGCAGCAUGCUGGAGCUUUUCAGACAGAGGCUACCCACUCCACCCUCCGGGGCCGACGGCGGCCCCUCUCUCUUCAGCACCCCCACCCCCGAGCAGGAAUCCUCCCGCAUCCGCAAACUAGAGAAGCUCAUCAAGAAGAGACUCUGAACAAACACACACUAAAAUCUUGAAAAUUAACAAAGCUGCUGGCCGGGGCGGGCGUCACAUCUCUCGCAGUAAUUCUCAAAGACUUCAUUUUGCUCCGUUCAGUUAUCAUGGAUAAGAAAGAGCAAAACGUAGACUGAAUUUUCUGACUGACAGUGAUGUGAACACAAGAUGACGCUGGAUAAUGAAGAAACUUCCUCAAAUGCUACUUGCUGUUGUUACAUGUUUCAUUUACCUCUGUAAUUUCCCACCUUCCUUUUUUUAUGACACCAACGUCUACGCUUUGUAACAUUAGUAUUGCACAGUGUAUAUGCACUCAAAAACAACUGUAGCACUGUUAACUAAACUCUGCUCAGAGCGCCUCUGGCUGCCUCUCUGGGACACGUCUAAUCAACAAUGACUACACGCAGCCUGAUCUUAAUUAACCUGUUUUAAUUUCAAGUGUGGGUUGAAAUCUGUUUAAAGUGGACAUGCGUCAUAAGAAUGAGGACUGUUUUUGUGAAUGGCGGCCUAAAAUUUAUUACUGUCCUCCCAAUUUAAAGUCUGGGACAAAGAGAAUCUUUGGAUUUCCUGCAUGUCCUGUCAGACAUGAGGCCAUCUUUGUCUUGGCAUUUAAAAUCCCUCUAGGUCGACUUGGAAAUUAGAACCAGCUAAGUGAAGUCUUUUAACUUGGGCCAUUGCCUGGGGUGUAUACUGUAUACAUCGACAUACCAGUCAGUACACAUGUGUGCGGUCAGUCUUAUUUGUUUAACUGUCCAACAAUUUUCCCUGGUAAUUUAAUCCCCUGUCAUAUUUGCAUUGACAUGAAACAUGGGUUUGUUUUAGUGCAUCCAUCCCUCCAUAUCCACAACAGAACAGAACGGGCCUCUUUAUAGACAGUCUAUGGUCUCAAUACUUUGCUCUACUACUCUGAAGCUGCAUGUGUGUACAUCACAGUCUCUGGAGGAAAAUCAGUCAUUUGAAGUCACUGGUUUGAUGGCAGUGCCUCUCUGUUGUAGUAAAUCAAGUAACUGUAGCUGCGUAAGUGUACACAUUCCUGCCUUCAGGUACAAAAUGUUGCUUGUUUGUAUUGUCUGAAUUGUGUGCUACACAUGCAGCUGUUGAACACUAUUAAAAACAUUGCCACCACUUU
Molecule: messenger RNA, 3622 nt
Organism: Epinephelus lanceolatus (giant grouper)
Lineage: Eukaryota; Metazoa; Chordata; Actinopteri; Perciformes; Serranidae
Gene: vps53
Product: VPS53 subunit of GARP complex
Biological process (GO): retrograde transport, endosome to Golgi
Cellular component (GO): GARP complex
Source: RefSeq, a predicted model, not a curated record